Molecule: messenger RNA, 772 nt
Organism: Dendroctonus ponderosae (mountain pine beetle)
Lineage: Eukaryota; Metazoa; Arthropoda; Insecta; Coleoptera; Curculionidae
Product: cytochrome P450 306a1-like
Exons: 2
Coding region: 504-752 (82 amino acids)
Molecular function (GO): oxidoreductase activity, acting on paired donors, with incorporation or reduction of molecular oxygen; iron ion binding; heme binding
Source: RefSeq, a predicted model, not a curated record
CCCCGAAAUUGCCAAGCGAAUCGCCCCAAGCGCUGAUUUUUGCCAGCUUUGCAAAGUUGCGGACUCUGGGCAGUCGCCCACAGCCCGCCCUCGCCGCGCCUGAAACCCCCGCUGAGCCGUAAAUCUGGCAACAGUGCCUCCUGGAGCUCUUCACCGAAAACGUCCAUCUUCAUUGAUGAAGAAAUCAUUGCCCCGGCCAGUCCAGCCGCCAUAAAUCAGCGGAUUAAACGACAGUCGGAUGGUUCUUGGAACCAUGUGUUGUCUGGUCCUCGUUCAGUUUACCUGUUCUGGGCGCCCCAUUUAACGUAUUUCAAACGUCUGGCCAUUCUUGGAACCGUUGGUGUUGAUGGUACCGGGAACCAGCGCGCUUACGUCACCCGAUCUAUUAACAUUCCGCAGGUUUGAUUUGCGCCGAAGGCGCCCUGUGGAGGGAUCAGCGCAAAUUCGUCCACAACUGGCUCAGAUCGGCUGGCGGCACCAAGCUGGGCGGCCGGCGCAAGCUGAUGGAGCUUCUGAUCCUGCAGCAUGCUCAGGAGCUGGUGCAGCACAUCGACGCGGCGCUGAAGCGCCACGCAGUUGAUCCGAUGGAGGCGCUGCGCCACCACUUGGGUUCGCUGGUGAACCAGCUGGUGUUUGGGCGGAGGUACCAGAGGGACGACCCAACGUGGAUCUGGCUGCAGGAGCUGCAGGAGGAGGGCUGCAAGCUGAUUGGGGUGGCCGGGCCGCUCAACUUCCUCCCACUCCUCAGGUAGCCACUUGGUCUGAUCACUCA